AUGAAAACGACCAAACUGGGCGCCGUACUCUCUGACCUUAGUCCAGGCACUUGGCUACAGUUCCGCCUGGUGGCUGUCUCUUCGGCGGGGCCGGGCGGCUGGGGUCCCCCCAGUCGACCUAUGCGUGUGCUGACUCCCCCACAACUGCCAUCCCCGCCGCGCAAUCUGACCGAAGGAACUUCUCGCAUUUACGACAACCGUGUAGAUGUAUCAGUUAACUGGGUGGCUCCUCUACACAGCAAUAUGCCCUUAAAGAAGUAUCAGGACGCCACUGGCCUAGUUAACAUUUGA
Messenger RNA from Protopolystoma xenopodis, 291 nucleotides. Lineage: Eukaryota; Metazoa; Platyhelminthes; Monogenea; Polystomatidea; Polystomatidae. The record is from the annotation of a GenBank genome assembly.